AUGGAGGAAGAGAAAUUGAAAUUGCCACUCGAGCUGAUAACAAAAAUAUUGGAAUAUACCCCGAAUCCGUUCUGCACAAAUCACCUGUUACUAUGCCGGGGCAUAUACUGGUCUUUUUUGUGGAAGGUCUACAGCCAGCCCGAGCUUGUGUCUAACAAUUUAUAUCCAGACGAAUCGAACAAUUUUGUUCCCAAAAACUUGAAACUUCUGAUGAAGAGAAAGUUCCAAAACAUGGUGAAGUGUCUCGAUUUAUCAAGAGUCGUACAAUCGGGUAAAAACUCCUACAUGAGUAAACUACUUCGACGGACUAGUAGCUCUCUAGAAAUUUUCAUUUCUUCCCAGUCAAGUUUUGGGGCCGCUCCACUAGUUAGCAUAAAAAGUUGUUUCAGGUUAAAAGUGUUAGAUUUAAGGCUAGUUUCUGAAAGUGUCAAUCUAGCAGAGCUGUUCAAAAGUAUCCAAUGUUUGCCUGAGCUAGAACAAUUAUGUUUUCCUCGAAGCUCCGUGACCUGUGACGAGUUUGAUUUCCAAUGGCCUCAAAAAUUGUGGUAUUUGAGAUUACAGGGAGGUAUUACAGACUUUUUUGCAGCUAACGUGCGUUUCCCCGAGACCAUCACUUGUUUGGAAUUUGCACAUUGUUCUCACCUAACCAGGACGGGUUUGGACGAUAUUCUAUCUCAUAUUGGUAUCAACUUAACAAGGUUAUCAAUCACAUAUCCAAUGCCAAAAAUAGGAGACGAUGGAGCGGACCGUUCGUUCUGGUUCUGUCCAAAUCUGAAAAGCUUCUUUGUCGAUAUCGCCUAUAUUUCUUGGGAGCUUUUUAGUGAAGAAUUGUUAGUCAUUUUGAAGGAAUACGACCGACCUUUGAGGAGCAUGACGAUUGAGAGCACCGGUUACAUGGGCAUGUGUGAAAAGCUCUCUCCUAACGACAUCACCAUCGCGGUUGAUGAGGAACGGUUGCCCUGUUUCGAGAGGCUUGGGUUGAGUGCGAUGCUUGGUUGGGAUUUUAAGAGCGAUGAUAUGAACGACAUGAUCAGCGAGUUGGAUCAUCAUAAUAUUGAGGUUUUCAAGGUCUGA
This is a messenger RNA of Pichia membranifaciens NRRL Y-2026, 1074 nucleotides long. RefSeq lists its product as hypothetical. The transcript is spliced from 2 exons. Lineage: Eukaryota; Fungi; Ascomycota; Pichiomycetes; Pichiales; Pichiaceae. Bases 1 to 1074 code for a protein of 357 amino acids. The record is from RefSeq and is a predicted model, not a curated record.